AUGCAUUCCAAGCCUUCAACCGGAGGAGAUGAUGGGACUUCCGAGGCUGGCGGCGUGACCAUCACGCCUGGACUUGCAGAUUCGAGUGAUUUGCAGUUGCUAGCCAAAAUGGGGUACAAGCAAGAAUUAAAGCGACAAUAUUCGACACCGCAGGUGUUUGCGAUCGCGUUUAGCAUCAUGGGUCUUGUACCGUCUAUCGCGUCGACCAUCGCAUUUUCACUUCCGGCUGGUCCCGUUGGAAUGGUUUGGGGAUGGUUCACGGCGAGCAUCUUCAUUACUGUGGUUGCAUUGGCAAUGUCAGAUUUGGCAUCUGCCAUGCCCACGGCUGGAGGUCUAUACUGGUGGACCCAUUACUUUGCCAGCGAAAAGUACAAGAACCCCCUGAGCUUCCUCAUUGGAUACAGCAACACUUUGGGUUUGAUUGGCGGCAUAUGCUCCGUAGACUAUACGCUUGCUCUCAUGAUUUUAUCUUGCGUCUCCAUCUCUCGCGACUCGGACUGGACAGCAUCGCGCGGCGUAAUCUACGCUGUCUACGUGGGUUUAAUCCUCUUUCACGGGUUGUCCGCGGCAGUCACAGGCCGGAUCAUGCCUAAGAUUCAGACGGCCUGCAUUUACAUCAACAUCGGUCUGGUAAUUGCUACAGUAGUCGCAUUGCCUGUCGGGAAAGUGACUCGAGGGGGAUCACUGAAUUCGGGAAAGUAUGUCUUUGGCCAUGUUGACAACGAAACAGGAUGGCCGACCGGGUGGGCUUUUAUCCUUGCUUGGCUUGCUCCAAUCUGGUCCAUUGGCUCGUUCGACUCUUGUGUGCAUAUGAGCGAGGAGGCUAUGCAUGCUGCCAGGGCCGUUCCAUUGGGUAUCAUGUUUUCUGCAGGCUCGGCGCUCGUCUUUGGGUUCUUAGUGCUGGCUGUGAUGGCCGCCACUAUGAAUCCAGACGUGUCUCAAACUCUGGGUACCAAGUUUGGGCAGCCAAUGGCGCAAAUCUACUAUGACGCCCUUGGAAAAGACGGCGCUUUGGCUUUCAUGAUCGUGCUAUGCAUCGUUCAAUAUCUGAUUGGUCUCAGCUUGCUUGUCGCUGCAUCCCGCCAAGCGUGGGCAUUCUCGCGCGAUGGCGCAUUGCCGUUCUCCAACUUCUUCCGCCAUAUUAGCACACGAAUCCAAUACCAGCCCGUACGUAUGAUUUGCGGCCUCGUCGUGAUCUGUCUCAUCUUAGGUCUUUUAUGCCUCAUCAACAAUGCUGCUUCCAAUGCAUUGUUCUCAUUGUUCGUUGCGAGUAACUAUCUAUCGUGGGGCAUGCCAAUCUUUUGCCGCGUGGUCUGGGGUGGAGACCGUUUCCAGCCAGGAGAAUUUUAUACCGGCCGGUUCAGCAAGCCGAUCGCUUACGUUGCUGUCAUGUACUUGCUUUUCGGGGUGGUCUUAUCCAUGUUCCCGACCGCGGGACCGAAUCCGGAUCCACCCGACAUGAACUAUACCAUUGUCAUCAAUGGUGCUGUCUGGAUCGGUUGCAUGGCUUAUUACUUCCUGUUUGCCAAGCAUUGGUUCACUGGCCCGCGAAUGACAGUCGACGAGAAUGGCUCGACAGAGUCAGAAACCACUAUCAUCAACCCUGUCUUUGAUCAAUCACGACUAUGGAAAGAAGACUAA
Messenger RNA from Penicillium brasilianum, 1641 nucleotides. The record is from the annotation of a GenBank genome assembly. Lineage: Eukaryota; Fungi; Ascomycota; Eurotiomycetes; Eurotiales; Aspergillaceae.